UCUUUUCUUUGUAAGAAUGGACCAUAACUUCUCCUAUUCCAGCCACAUCCAGAAUGUCCCAUCAGAAUAUAACCAUACUCCAUCCAUCCACAUUUUUUCUUUUGGGAAUCCCAGGGCUUGAGACUGUCCAUGCCUGGAUUUCCCUGCCCUUCUUUUGUUUUUACUUAAUGGUUCUUAUUGGAAAUGUCACAAUUUUGACAGUCAUAUGGACAGAGAAGACUCUCUGGGAUCCCAUGUUCUUCUUCUUGGCCAUUCUAUCAGUCACAGAUCUGGCCCUUUCCACAACCUCAGUGCCACGUAUGUUGGGUAUCUUCUGGUUUGAUGCUCAUGAAAUUGGCUUUGGAGUCUGUGUGGCCCAGAUGUUUUUCAUACACACCUUCACAGGAAUGGAGUCUGCAGUCCUGCUGGCCAUGGCCUUUGACCGCUACGUGGCCAUCUGUGCACCGCUCCACUACACCACCAUCCUGACCGUCUGGGUCCUGUUGGGGCUUGCACUUGGUGUUGUAUUGGGCACAGUCACGCUCACACUACCCGUGGUGUACCUCGUUUACCGUCUGCCCUUCUGCGAUGCCCGUAUUAUUGCCCACACCUACUGUGAGCACAUGGGCAUUGCCAAGUUGGCUUGUGCCAACAUUCGAAUCAAUGCCAUCUAUGGUCUCUUUGCUGCUUCCUUCCUUGUCUUUGUCCUCAUACUGGUUGGAAUCUCCUAUGGCUACAUCCUUCAUACCGUUUUCCACCUCAAAUCCCAAGAUGCACGUCACAAGACACUGAGCAUUUGUGGCUCCCAUGCUGCAGUCAUGCUGGUUUUCUACAUACCCUCUCUCUUCUCGUUCCUCACUCAUCGAUUUGGUCAAAAAAUACCCCCUUAUAUCCACAUUCUUGUUGCCAACGUCUAUGUGGUACUUCCACCUGCCCUCAACCCUGUCAUCUAUGGGGUAAGGACCAAGCAAAUCAGAGGGUGCGUGAUUCGAGUGUUGACUGGCAAGUAAGGAACAUUACAUUCGG
Phacochoerus africanus (Common warthog) is the source of this 1005-nucleotide messenger RNA. Its product is annotated as olfactory receptor 52J3-like. Gene Ontology annotation, molecular function: G protein-coupled receptor activity; olfactory receptor activity. The record is from RefSeq and is a predicted model, not a curated record. Bases 54 to 989 code for a protein of 311 amino acids. Gene Ontology annotation, cellular component: membrane. The transcript has a single exon. Gene Ontology annotation, biological process: G protein-coupled receptor signaling pathway. NCBI's taxonomy places the organism in Eukaryota, Metazoa, Chordata, Mammalia, Artiodactyla, Suidae.